Molecule: messenger RNA, 6190 nt
Organism: Linum trigynum
Lineage: Eukaryota; Viridiplantae; Streptophyta; Magnoliopsida; Malpighiales; Linaceae
Source: the annotation of a GenBank genome assembly
CGUAAUUAAACAAUAAGGUUGUUACAAGUUGGUUAGAUCAGACGAGAUACGAUAUAUGUAAUAUCGUGAUGAGAAUACGAUAUUUUAGCGUUAAGUUAACGCUGGAGAUAUAUUGAAUUAGACGUCGGUGGUGACACGUGUUGGCAUCGCACAGGAUCCAUUACUCCAGUUCACUAAUAACGGUUGCAGCCGAUCAUUUCCUUUCCUUUCCAGCGGAAUUUGCAAACCUCUCUGCUUCGCCGUCUCAUUGGAGAUCAGAAAAUAAGCUCAGAGAUAGGAAAGAGGGGAAUCUACUCAUUAGAGAAAACCAGAGGGAAGCAGAGAUCUAGAUCCGUCCAAUUUCCCGGCGUUCUGGAUUCCCGCCGUCGACGAAAUGUCUUGCCUCGCUCUCUCUCUGCAACCGGCCAAUGGAUCCGACAUUCUGAUCCAAACCAGAGAAUGGUUCCCUCCGGCGCGAGCCCUAGUCGCAACCUCCGCCUUCCGCCAGACUCGCCUGGCCUUCGCCGCCACUAAACACCCCGCCGCCAACCACCACAACCGCUCCUCCUCCGCCGAUGACUACGCCUCUUCUGUAUCGUCCGAUUCCCUCUCUUCCCUCGGCGACGACCCUCUCGCCGCCUCAAGCGGCCAGCUUAUUGUCGGCGUGGAGAGCCAGUAUCGCGUGGUUUACCGCCUCGUCAAUGGGAUCUACGUCCUCGGGAUCACGAUCGCCGACCACGACAACUCCGUCAACGUCUUCGAGUGCAUCCACAUCGUCAACCAAGCUGUAAGCGUAAUCGUCUCGGCCUGCCGCGGCGUCGACGUCACGCCGGAGAAGCUGAGCCGGAAGUACGCCGAGAUCUACAUGGCGCUGGACAUCGUCCUCCGAGGAGUGAGCAGCAUCCGGUUGGCGGCUAUGCUGGCUUCGAUGCACGGCGAGAGCAUCGCGAAAAUGGUCCAUUCUGCGCUGGACACGGAGAGCAAGGUUCGCGGUGGGGACAGCUGGCUUGCGGUGGAAGGUCACGCGAUUGAGCACGAGGGAAGCGUGGAAGCGUUCUCCAAUGCAAUGUUUGAGUUACCACCGGAGACACUCGCUGCCGGAGAUGAAGUAGCGGCCAGCCUUGCCCCUGCGGUUGUGGAGCAAUUGGAGAAGAAGGAAGAGAAAGAGGAAGAGAAGGAUGUACCAAAAGAUCCUUUUGCCGCGAGUGAGGCGGUAAACAAACAGGAAGAUCUUGCUGGUGAGUUCAAGAAGGAUAAGAGCCAGGCUAGCGAUUUGACACUUGCUUUGGCUGGGCUGGAGGUUACGACAUUACCACCUGCUGAAGCUACGCAAGCUACUCGUAUUGCUGUGGAGGGGUUCGAAGGGGAUUAUGGUGGAAUUGAGUUCAGCAAUGAACAGACUUCCCUGGGAGAGACGUUUGAAGGGUUUAGUGAAGCUUGGGGUGGUGGAUUAGAUGCAUCAGAAUUCGUAGGCACAAAGAAAAUUCCAAAGCAGCAAGGUCUCGGUGGAUUGGAAUUGCUUCAAACAGGUGCUGAUCCUGCCGUGGCAGCAAAGGCUGCUGCAGCUGGAGGUGGAGAUACUCCUCUUGAGAAUCUCUUGGUCCAUAAAACCGAAAUGAAGGGACCCGAAAUGUACAUCGUUGAAGAAAUUAGUGCUGAAUUUAGAGAAUCACUGCUUGCUAGAGUUGGGUUGAUGGGUGUAGUUUAUUUGAAAACAUUACCAACCAAACAGGCUGGCGAAAAAGAAACAGAGUUUUCGUUCCAGGUUGACAACACAAAACCUGUCAAGCGGUUUGUUAUGCACAGUUCAAAGAUCAGUAGCCUUGGUAAUGGAAUGUUUCAUGUUAGGACUGCUGCCUCAGAUGAACCUAUACCGAUGUUGAAGUAUAGUUUGUUGCCUAAGUCGACUCCUUUGCCAUUGAGGGUUCGUCUAGUUCAACGUCAUAGUGGGACCCUUUUCUCUGUCAUGAUCCAGUAUGUCUCAAAUCCAGAUUUGCCUGCACCGUUGAAGGAUGUGACAUUUGUUUUGAAGUUGCCUGUUGAUCCGACUUUGUUGAAGGUUUCACCCAAAGCAGCAUUGAAUAGGUCUCAGAAAGAAUUGAAAUGGGUUUUGCCAGAGAUUCCACUUAAAGGUGCUCCUGGUAAAUUGAGGGUGAGGAUGCCUGUUGACUCGAGUGAAGGAGAAGGUGAUGAAGAGAUAGAGGCAGUUUGUUAUGUUAAGUUCUCCAUGGAAGGAACUACCUCAUUAUCAGAGAUUUCUUUGCGGCCUGCCUCAGAAGGGAAUACUGACUUCUAUGAGGUUAAUCACAGGGAUAGUAUAAUGCAUUGUACUGAGCGACGUGGGAUGUCAUCUGGUGCUGUGGGAGGAAUGUUUGACUAGGUAUGUUAGGAAGAAGGAUCCAGCAAGUGUCAUCAUGAUUUCAUGUUGCUAGUUUAGGUGAAAGAACAGUUUACAGGUGAACUACAUUAGGAAACUUAUUGGCAGAACAUUGCAUGAACUAGAAAUCUGCUGCUGCUGCUUUAAACCUCGUCCUUUAUUUGGACCGACAGUGCUGAACAUGUCUGUUCGUUGAUUUUUUCGUUACACUAUCGUCCUUGGUACUUAGUGUUUGGCUUGCAGAAUUUUGUUUUGUAGUGGGCUUGUAUAACAUGGGGUUUGAUAUGUGACCUAGAUAUUUGUGAACUCUCCUAUAAAAACAAAAGAUUCCAAACUUGUGCAGCUCUAAGAUUUUGCUCGGGAAUUACUGAAGUUCGCACAUUGCAAGCAUGUCAUUGUCACUAUACGGAUUAGUGUGUUUUCAUGUAUGCUAGGUGGUAACAGGUCUACCUGGUGAAGAGAAUUUCCAGCUGUGCAUGUUUGUUAUUUAGUUUGAUACUGUUGCUUAGUUUACCAUGUAUGAUGAUCUGAAGAUCCACUAGCAAAUAUGACCGAGAAGUGAUCCAAACUCUAUGCUGGCUCUUUGAGCUUUGUUGUUAUAUUGUUUGGACUUUGGCAACAUGCAGGUUUUGAAGGUUGACUAGUCCGGCUUAAGACUGCUGUUAGGCUAUGCUGGCCCUUUGAGCUUUGUUGUUAUAUUAUUUUGGGACUUUGGCAACAUACAGUUUUUGGAGCUUGACUAGUCAGGCUUAAGUCUGCUGUUAUAUUGGUUCACGGGGCUGGAAAUGUAAAUAUUUGUCAAGUUUGUGAAUAUUGAGUUUUGACGGUGAUUGAGUUCUGAAUUGCCUCGAAGAUUAGGAGGUAAAGUUUCUGACAUUUGCAACUUAUCAUGAUUCCCGGAGCAGCAUUAACUUGUUUGGUUUUCCAUUACGUUGUAUGUGCUGGUGAUUUAGCAUUAUUGUCUUGUUAUCUUCAUUUAUGUUUCAGCCAGGAACAGAACCAACAUAUUUAUGGAAAGCCAUGGUGUCUUGAUUGCUGGUAAUCAUCGAUAGCUAUUCCUCGCAACUAUGCUGAACUUUCCUAGUGAGGGUGCUAGCUGUCUAUCUGCAAGUUCCGGUUUGCUGCCAAUCUAAUGAAAUUGUGCUCCUGUGCUUGCAGAAGUAAUCUUUGUGUUCUGGAUACUCUUAAUCUAGAACUGAAGGCACUUCUUAGAACCAAACAGAUUAUUUGUACUCCCAUGAAGAGAGUGAUAGGAGAAGACAGAUUAUCCAUAUUGCAACUUUGGAGAUAGAGAGCAGAAUAAAUCCAAUAAGUUAACAGGAGUUUGCCGAGUAGGAGGCUGCCUAAGUCAAUGUGACAAACUGGACAAGUGUCUAAAUCCUGAUGCCGUAUCUUCUUGUGUUAGUAUCUUCUGUAACCUGCAGGGAUCGAUGGAUGAGCCUUUACUCUCUUCAGCUCGGAGAAGACGCGCACACUAGAAGAUAAUAGGUGAGUUUUUUAACACCGUCCAAUAUGUCAUUUGACUCAGGGUCCCUUGCUCUCGAAGAGCCCUGACGUUACUUGUUUGGCUCAUCGACCCCUCUCGGUCUCCAACCACAAUGUUGUAAUAUAGGCUCAUCUCUUUCUCUUUUUGAGUACAAAUGGUACGUCUCUCUCUGUCUCUAGAGUACUCAUGGUAUGUUUGGUUCUACGGAGAGUACCACAGAUGGAAGGAGGAAUGAGCUUGGAAUUGUAUCGACUGAGCUCUUGGCUGGUAGAGAGAGCUAGAGCAUUAAUAAGUUCUGAUAUUCAGAAAGAAAAAGGUACACCUAUUUUUAUUGAUAACCAAGUCUUUCUGUUCAGCAAUAAGUUCAUAUAUUUUGAUGUUGGCACUAUUUUUAGGAACGCGAUAUUCAUGCCUUAGUCUCCCCCAUAACUAAAAGAAGAAAUGCAAAGGGGGCCGCCACUAAGGUGAGUUGCUUUCAUCUUUUGUAGUUAAUAUCCUGAAAUCUUCCCUAACAUGCUACUACUCUGUAGCAUGGAAAUGGUUGACAGAAAGAUCAGCAACUUUGUUCAUGCAUUCACACAUCAUCUUCCAUUAUUGCUCUCUCCUUGAGUGGUCACUUAAGUGGCUUCCCCUGGUCUUAAAAAGUCAACAGUCCCGAGAUUUCGACAUCGCCCAGAGUGUGGUUUGUCUCUGCUUUCUUGCUUUCUUUCAGACUCUUUGCUGCUAGACUGUAGUUGGUAUUACUGUAGCCCAUGCCCCUAAAUUCGUGGUGUCUAAUGAUUCCUUUUUUUAUGGUCCUAAUCAGGAUUGGCAGCUACUUAUAGAAAAAGAACAAAAGAACGGGCGGCUUCCCGUCUCCUAUCAAUGUACCUUAUGACAAACAGUGUGCUGCUAGAUUAUAGCCACUAAUCUGUGAUCAAGUUUUCUCUGUUUCAGAUUUUUUUAAGAUCCUACGACAUGGUAGAUCCCCUGAGAAAAGGGUGAAGGAAAGAAUUUCACACUCUACAGCAUCUAUCAGCCUGGAACCCUCAUUUCAUCAGCCGAUUUAAUUUGCAGGUUGAAGAUCACUUUAAUCUUUCUGUUUGAUCCAUGAGAAUGAAACGACUUUCUUCCUUAGUUCAUCCACUUCGUCGACACUAGAUCGUUCGUUGUCGCUCGUUAUGCAUUUACUUACACUUGAUUACUGCCCAGGUGCGCAUCUGAGUUCCUCGCCGCUGGGGGAAAUGAACAGAGGUCUGGAACGAUGCGCUGGACGCCAUAAUCAGCCUGCAAAAAAGAUGCUGUAAUUGAAGUAUUUGGUCAAACUCUAAUCAUUGAUUCUCUUUCUCAUGCAAAUUAGUUCUCUAAUCGGAAGAAGAAAACAAAACGAGCUCAGUUUCCAUGAUAACAGUAACAACGACAAAAACUUAGUUAUCAAAUAAUUAACGGGCAAUAAUGCUAUGUGCUAUUUGGAACAAUUCAAUAGGAUGGUUGCUUUUUAUUGUUUUCUUUCGGUAGGGAUAGGGAAAUUGGUGUUAUAAGAUGAUUGGAAAAUGGGGAUUACAGUUGAUUCUUUGCACUUGGGUCUUGGGGUGCCUCUUUUGUUUUCUUUCUUCUCUAACAUGAUUUGGGAAUGGGCCAAAUCUCCAGCAGUGAAAGCCUCGUGUAGUGAUAAAUGGGCUAGCGGGCACUUUCGUGAAAAGAGAAAAGAAAAAGUAGGGUUAUUGACAUUUAUUAAGCUCCUGUUGUUUAUUUGUUUCUAGUCCUUGAGUGAAAUUUUUUUACCUGGAUACGUAAGUCAAAGUAGGGGUGAGAAACCGUGUGGUUUAUCACUUAGAAAUCGAGUGUUGUAUCGUUUUUCACUGGUAAACCGCACCGUGUAGCGUGGUGAACCUCAACUGAAUAAGAUAAGAAUAACCAAUCGUGACUGCACCGCAAAUGGUUUGCAAUUAACCACUAGCUGCACAUUUAAGUAAGUGGUUAACCGAGGUAGUAAUCGAAAAGGUCACUAUGAGGUCUAUGGAAUAAGGUAGUUGCCACUCCUCACUAGCUAUCGAUUCCCCUCGUCUCUCGACUCUAUUCAUCACUCCAGUCUCCAGGCUGGCAGGUCUCUACUCUCUAGUAACCCUAGGAAAGGAUUUUGUUUCGCAAUUUGGGAAAACAACGUCAAAAUGUAGAAGACGAUUGACGAAUUGAGAGUAACGAAAAUGGAAUUGGUGGAUUCUUGGAGGCUAGAAGUGUCGAGUUGGGGUGAAUGGGACGCUAGGCGGGCUGGUGGUGGUAGGGCCUGUCAGCCUGAGGUGUAGCUCUAGCGUUGGCUUGUUGACUACUAUUUUAGUGUUGUUAGUGAAUCAACCAUGAUUUUAUUC